This is a messenger RNA of Amoebophrya sp. A25, 1499 nucleotides long. The record is from the annotation of a GenBank genome assembly. Lineage: Eukaryota; Dinophyceae; Syndiniales; Amoebophryaceae.
CCGAGCGAUCGUGGGUAACGCAAACUUCAUGCUCGACCUGCUGAAGCCAGAGGCGCACAAUCUCAAGAGGUGCAGUUCAAGCACUUCCAAUACCUUCAUCUCAAGUAGAGAAGUAGAUGAAGACGUGCCUCGUGCACCUGGUGCGACUGGUUUGGAGUCUGCUGCUGCUUACCACGAUCCAUCCAUUUUUUGCUGGCGGGACGAGGAAGUAGAACGAGGAGAGGGACGAGAAGCGUUUGCCUCUUAAGACUUCUCGAAAUCCAUCUUCAGAAGCAUGAUCUUGGUGCUCCUUGUUCUAAAGGGAAAACAGGUUGUGGUCCAGGAUGACUUUCACCAUUCACCUUCACGAUGGAUACUUAUAUCAUAUCAUGAGUAAGUGACGGAGGUCCUCUAAGAUUCUGCUUAUGAGCUACUUCAUCAGGAAAACAGAGCACGGUUCGUUCAGAACUGUCAGAAGGUCAUUUCAAACACGACUUGCAGUCCUCUUUCCGAUCUGGUGGAUCCCGGUAGCUGCAUCCUGCUUCUCGGACGUCCCGGCAGCGGUAAAACCACGAUUAUUCGCGAUAUAGCUCACGUGCUCUCUGUAAGAGGACGCCAGAAUGUGAUCGUUGUAGACACCAGCAACGAGAUCUGCGGUCACGGGAUCGUGCCGCAUCCAGUUAAGGCGCAAUACUUCCUAACAAGCUCGUCCUCUUUGAGUUUGACUGCUGAAACUGAAUUCCUGAAAAGUAUCAAAAAUGUUCCACUCGUCUAAGAAUUAAGAAUACAACUACAAGCUAGAAGGGGGCUCCCUGAAAAGUAUUCCGCUUAAAUACUUACGUCGUAACGAAUACUACAAGGCUGCAAGAAAUAAAUGAUAGAUCAUGAAUAUUGUUCGGCGUUAAUCCCGCGGUAGGUAUGGCGCGCCGGAUGAUGGUGCCCGAUCUGGACAGACAAGCGAGCGUUCUGAUUGAGGCGGUACAAAAUCACACGCCAGACGUGAUCAUUUGCGACGAGAUCGGACGAGCAUCAGAAGUCGCAGCCGUUCAGACCGUCAAGGAGCGCGGUGUGCGUUGCGUGUCAAGCGCGCACGGGUGCUUGAAGAGCCUGGUGCAGAAUCCGGUCCUGAACGGGCUUGUUGGUGGUGUGAAGACAACGCAGGUAAGCGACGCGCGGGCAACACUACGGGAGAAAUCACUGGGAACGUUCUCUAAGAUGGUGCCGCAGCGUGCGGGGCCUCCGAUAUUUGACGUAGUGGUGGAGCUGACGCCAGACGGCAUAAAUGCCGCCCAGUGGGUGGUGAUCAGUGAUGUAGCCGCUGCUGUGGAUGCAAUACUGGCUGGCGGCGAGUACGAGAGACAAAUUCGCCGCCGAUGCCGAAGGACCGGCGAAAUUACGAUUGAAUUAGAUGGCGGACAGUAGCACUACCAGUAGAUCAAGCUGCGGAAGCUGGAGCUGAGCUGGGUCUACUUUUCCGUUGUUCUAGUUAUCAGCUAGACCACUAGACAUAGAUGUGCAUG